AUGGGAAAAGAGAACUUCAUCCGACAAAUCGAGAACUCCGUUGAGUUCAAAUUCCUCGACAAAGUAGUCAAGGAAGAAGUCACAGCGUCAUAUGCAGUCCAAGACCUCAUCAACAUGACCAUGAGUGCAUUGUCUAUUCAUGGUCCAAACAAACAAGGCGGGGUCGGUCUCCCAGACUACAACGUCUCUCUUGCGGUAAUGGAGCUCGCUCAACGCCUGGAUCCAUCAAAACACACCAAGCUUGUCGAGUUUAUAUCUCAUCUCCAGAAGCAAGUUGCCGUUGAUCCAUCUACGAACGAACCCCUGAGGGUCCAGGGCGAUACCCUCUGGACAGACAUGCCGUCGUUCGGCUACACGGAGCUUGAGACGUGGUACGAGUUUGGUGGCGAUUACAAAGACUUAUGUGAUGCAACGCUCGAUUCUAAGCAACGAGAUCGCUGGGCGAAUCUCAACGCUUUCCUCGCGCAGCUCACUCAGACUGCAGACAUUCACUAUACGCCUCCCACGGAAGAAGCGCGGUUCUCUCCCCUGGACAAAUCACUACGUGCCAUAUGGACCAUGGCGAUGGCACUUGAGAACGAGCGCCCUCCUGCGUCGCUGGGAGAUACAGCGGCGAUGGAGGCCGCUUGCCAGUGGUUCAUCUACGCUGCGGAGCGGCUGUGGGCGAAUGUGCUCAAUAGUCGCACGUAUCCUGAGGUGUCUGGCGCUGGGCCAGGGAAGAGGUAUGAAGAGAAGGGCUGGACGGGCUAUACGCGGGAGCGAUGGGGAAUCUGGGAGGAUGCGCUGAAGGAAGCUAGGGUUAAAUGCCAAGAUGAGCGGAUGUGGAAGCUGAUUGAUGAUGCUUUGGCGAGUCUGAGAAGGGGAAUGGUGAAUCAAUAG
Messenger RNA from Penicillium samsonianum, 879 nucleotides. Its product is annotated as DUF3632 domain-containing protein. Lineage: Eukaryota; Fungi; Ascomycota; Eurotiomycetes; Eurotiales; Aspergillaceae. The transcript has 2 exons. The record is from RefSeq and is a predicted model, not a curated record. The coding region runs from base 1 to 879 and encodes 292 amino acids.